CAAACACUAGUUUUAAUAUUUCUUUUCCUGAGGAAAUUCAUGAGAAUUUAUUCAGAAAAAAGUCUUUAGUCUCCAACUUCUGAUACUUUUACAUGAUUUGGAAAAUGACUCCAUUAACUUUUUAAAUACUUCUCCAAUACAUUGGCAAAAGCCUCUUUUGGUCAUAAAUUCUGAUAUUUUCCACCCCAGGAGAUUUUUAAAUCCUUCUAUAAUAAGAAAAAACUGCAAUUUCAGCCUUGGAUGUUGUUAUUCUUCAUACAUUCACGUUUUCCCAACUCUUUGAGACACCACAGAAGAUGCCACACCAUGGUCUUUUCUCCUCAACAUCUCAUGAAUACUACUAUUGUUUUCUUUCUUUUAUAGUAUAUAUCUGUCUCUUCCUCUGUAAUUCACUUUUCUUUUUGUUACAUCAGGGACUUUUCCAGUGGGUACCAUUUUCUCAAUAUGGGGACAAAAUAUUUAGGCUACAGUUUCAUUGCUUGACUGUCCAAAUCUUUAGCCUGGAUUCAUUUUUGUCAGUACUGACUGGUUUCAUCUCUGUGCUGUUUUAGGCAGUGUCAAAAAUCUUCUCCAGCACCACAAUUCAAAACAGUUAAUUAUGCAGGGUUCAGAUUUUCCCAAAGUCCAAAUCUCAAAACCAUAGUUACCAGAAAAGUCACAGCUUUGUGCUGUUUUUUGCUCCUUUUUAUAUGCUGUUUAGAUCUAUCUGCUUCAAUUCUUUCUCUGUUUGUUAACAAGGAAGUGAUGCAACAAAUCAGCAAGAUCUUAGCUGUUAUUUUGUUGUUUUUAUUGUAUAUUUCUAGCUUUAAAUGUAAUUUUUUUCAAUCAAAUCAAGAGGGUUCUUGAUUUUUCUUCCCUUUUCUCCUCACAAAGUUUUGUCUUAUUAUCAGAGAUUGUUGGUAUUUCUCUCAGAAAAGUUAAUUCUAGAUAAUAUGCAACAUGUUCAUAAGGAAUCUACAUUUUGAAACCAUUAAGGUUUCUCUGAUUUAAUUCUAUGUUAUUUCUUAACUUGCAUACAAAUUACUCAAGUGACAGGAAAGGUGAUUUGUUACUUUCACCUCUUGAAGGACUACACACAUUCGUUAGGGUAACCCAAUCCAUGCAUAGUCAAUGAAGCAGACAGAGAAGAUUACAUGUUUGUUUUGUGGAACUCCCUUUCAUUUUCCACAGUCAAGGGAAUAUUGAAAAUUGCAUCCCUCGUUCCUCUGUAUAUAUGAAAAGCAGAUGACUCUUCUUUAUUCACUUAUUAUAGAAAUAGCUUGAAAAUCUUGAAUAUAAACUUUCAGGGAUAUAAAAAGAAUGCAAUGGCUCAGUAAUCUGAACAUCCCUUGGCUUUAUAAUGCUUUGGAAUAAACUGAUCUUUCCAAUCCAGUCACCACUGUCAGGUUUUCUAAAUUGACCGGCAUUGGAAUACAGCACUUAAAAACGGUGCUUUUUUUUAAGAUUUUUAAACAGCUCAGCUGGAAUUCCAUUUCUUCUACCAGUCUUCCUAAUGGCAAUGCUUCCAAAGGAACACAUCGUUUCAUUCUCUAGGAUAUCUCCUUCUUGAAACAAACUCCCCACUGCUGCAAUUAUUGGUGAUGUGAAAGCCUUCCUUGGAUAGUUACAUUCUCUAUUCUUUCCAACUCUUCAGAUUAUGUCAUGUUUCUAUUAAAUCACUAAGAUUUUGUCUUUUAUCAUAUUUAUAUUUGCAUGAAAUUUCCCCUGAUAUCUCGAAUUUUCUGGAAGAAAUCUCCUAUCUUUCCCAUUCUACUGUUCUAUUUCUUUGUAUUGCUUAAGAAAAUGUCAACUAUUUGUUCUUAUCCUAAUAUCAAGUAGGAUGUAAGUAGGAAGAAAUAUCACUUCUCAAAUAUUUAGUAAUCUGUGUCUUUUUUGGAAAAAAAAUAAACUGAAUCUGUCUUUGACAGAAUGACUAUUUUACUGAUGUAAAAUAUCAUUGGGAAACUUUAUCAAACCGUCAAACAGUGUAUAUAUAGCUACAAACAAACUAAGCUUAGGUUAACAAAUUGUGCUAACUAAUGAUCAAUACUGCUUUAAAAGCCUUUGGAUAUUUUCCUGUGUAGCCUCCUCAGUCAAGGUGCAGUAGUUGUGGUCCUGGAUUUCAGAAGAAAUCCCGAGAGGGAAAGGCUGUCUGCUGUUAUGGCUGUGUCCCCUGCACAGACAGGCACAUUUCCAACCAGACAGACACAGAGCAAUGUAUGAAAUGCCCCGAAGAUCAAUAUCCCAAUAAGGAAAGGAAUCAGUGCCUCCCCAAAGUAGUGACCUUCCUGGCCUAUGAAGAGCCCUUUGGGAUGGCUUUGGCUUCUAUAGCUGCUUGCUUGUCUCUCCUAACAGCUCUGGUGCUCUGGGUCUUUGUGAGAAACAAAAACACCCCCAUUGUCAGAGCCAAUAACCGGGAUCUCAGCUACAUCCUCCUCAUCUCCCUUAUCUUCUGCUUUCUCUGCUCUCUGCUCUUCAUUGGCCGCCCAACUGCAAUGCAUUGCCUCUUUCGACAAGCAACAUUUGCAGUCAUGUUCACGGUGGCUGUCUCCUCGGUUUUGGCCAAAACCAUCAUUGUGGUUCUGGCCUUCAGAGCCACCAGACCGGGCAGCAGGAACAGGAAAUGGAUGGGAUCCAGGACCCCUAUUUCUGUUGUUCUCUUUUGCACCUUGAUUCAGAUUCUGCUCUGUGCAAUCUGGCUGCUGCUCUCUCCCCCAUUCCCAGAAGCGGACAUACACUCUGACCAUGAGCACAAUAUCCUGGGAUGCAAUGAGGGCUCUCUCAUUGCCUUCUAUUUUGUCCUGGGCUACAUGGGAGUCUUGGCCCUGGGGAGCUUCACUGUGGCUUUUCUAGCCAGAAAUCUUCCUGACACUUUCAAUGAAGCCAAGUUCAUCACCUUCAGCAUGCUGGUCUUCUGCAGUGUCUGGGUCUCCUUCCUCCCCACAUAUCAGAGCACCAAGGGGAAGAUGAUGGUGGCCGUGGAGAUCUUCUGCAUCUUAAGCUCCAGCACUGGAUUAUUAAGCUGUAUCUUUAUCCCCAAAUGCUAUGUGAUCCUUCUGCAACCCCACAAGAACACCAAGAAAAUUUUAAAAGAUAAUUACACUUCCUGAGUCAAGAAUCAUUCUGAAAUAGUCUAUGUGUCUUUCACUGAUAGAAUGAUAUUGAAAACAACACAAAUCAAUUUAUCUUCAAAAUUCCCAAUGAAAUCGUCAUAAAAUCUAUAUUCACUAAUCCUACAACAAGGUGUUAAGACAGCGGAAUUAUACAUGCCCCUAUUUCAUUGAAUGCCCAUCUUCUUCCCUGGAAGUAAAUGCUCAGUUUAGCAGAAAAGUUUAUCCUGGCUACAUUCCAAAUUCCUUUGCUUUUUGGAAUUAUUUAGAAUAAAUAAUAAUAAAUGAUAAUAAAUGAAUAAUAAAUGAUAAGUAAAUAAAUCAUUAAAUAUUAAAUAAUUUGGAAUUAUUAGAUUCCAGUCCCUGCGAUUCCUUAUGAUGAAAGCUGCUAAGUCCUGAGUAAUCCCUUAUGUGGCUCUUCAGUAUUUGGUUUUUUUUUUUUUUUUUUUUUUUUUUUUUUUUUUUUUUUUUUU
Messenger RNA from Antechinus flavipes (yellow-footed antechinus), 3562 nucleotides. RefSeq names its product vomeronasal type-2 receptor 26-like. Gene Ontology annotation, cellular component: membrane. Gene Ontology annotation, biological process: G protein-coupled receptor signaling pathway. The transcript has 2 exons. The record is from RefSeq and is a predicted model, not a curated record. Gene Ontology annotation, molecular function: G protein-coupled receptor activity. NCBI's taxonomy places the organism in Eukaryota, Metazoa, Chordata, Mammalia, Dasyuromorphia, Dasyuridae. The coding region runs from base 2199 to 3089 and encodes 296 amino acids.